Messenger RNA from Nicrophorus vespilloides, 1472 nucleotides. RefSeq names its product ganglioside-induced differentiation-associated protein 1 (gene Gdap1). Bases 351 to 1403 code for a protein of 350 amino acids. Gene Ontology annotation, biological process: mitochondrial fusion; mitochondrial fission. Gene Ontology annotation, cellular component: mitochondrial outer membrane. The record is from RefSeq and is a predicted model, not a curated record. The transcript is spliced from 5 exons. NCBI's taxonomy places the organism in Eukaryota, Metazoa, Arthropoda, Insecta, Coleoptera, Silphidae.
CCUACACUGGUCGUGCAGAGAGAUACACGCGUUAUUUUUUUUGUUUUAAUUAAACUCAUAAUUAUGCAAUCAGAACCGCAUUGUUAUCGUAAUAUAAAUAUUUGAGAUAAGUUGUAAUUAAAUCAUGGGCUAUGGUGCGUGAAACUCAAAAUAAUACUGGAAAAAUAAUAAUAAUUAUAAUAAUAUAGGGUGGCCUAGUUAAUCUUGUAACAAUUGGAAUGUGCAAGGAUCGGCAAGUAAAUGAGGGAUGGACAUUUUUGGUCGAAUGUUAUUGUUUUGGUUUCGCUGUUAUUGUUGUAAAUAGAAAGUCAAGUGAUGCUUGUGAUAACUUAUGAAGUACUCAGUAAUAGAUGACUCCCAUCAUCACCCACUCAGCAGCGUUUUUUUUUGUAUUUGAUUCAGUGCUACUUCAAUCUUGUACUCGUUCAGAUAUGUCGCUCGAUGAUGGCUCCUGCAGGAUUAACAUUUGCAAUGGUUUGCUCUUGUACUACCACCAGUACUCGUUCUAUUCCCAGAAGGUUUUGAUGGCAUUGCAUGAAAAGAAAUUGCCAUUCGAAUCCUGCAUUAUAGAUCUUCCGAAGGGCGGACAAUACGAGCCAUGGUAUCUACAAAUAAAUCCAAGGGGCGAAGUGCCUGUCCUGCAGGAUUGCGGCAAACUAAUUCCCGACUCAACGCGCAUCAUAGACUAUUUGGAAGAUCACUUUUGUAUAGCUGACAUUCCAAAAUUGAUACCCAUGGAGGAAGGUUUCGAAGUUCGUCAAAGAAUCACCUAUUACCGUCACAUCCUCGAUCAAAUACCCGCAGGAAUUUUAACCAUGGGCUCGUUCUUCCACCCGGAAUUAGUGAAAAGACCGAAGGCUCCUUUCCUGCCACCUGUCAGAAAAAACUUCAUAAGAACAGAGAACAAUAGGAGUGAAAUCUUGAAAGCGCACGCUGAGAAUAACCCGGAGUGUCGUCACAUCCUGCUAAAGAAACUUGAGUUCCACGAGCGAAGACACCAAAUCGUCACCAACAAAGAGGAAUUUCUCAGUGUCUUAAAUCAAGUCGAAGAUGUUCUUGAUAAAGUCGAAGAGGAAUUGGCGUCGCACAACCAUAAAAAUCAAGAGAAUUGGUGGUUGUGUUCGAAUACAUUCACGGUCGCCGAUAUUAGUUUGACCAUUUUAUUGGAGCGUCUGAAUCAGCUGGGCUUCGAGUGUGCUUUCUGGAAAGAUUCCAGAAGACCGAAUAUCGAAAAAUAUUAUAAACGCGUGCAGGAGCGUGAAUCUUAUAAGAAAUCCAUCCCGAACAUUUUCUUCCAUUUGAAAACUGUGGUCAGGGUUAAACCAAUAGCAAUUGGAUGCGCCGUCGUUGCGGGAAUGUUCCUAAUUGUUGGAGGCUUCUUCAUAAUCAGGAAAAUGAUGUAGUAAUUGUCUUGCUAAUAGUACUUAAUAUAUAUUAUUCAUCAAUAAUUCACUUACAUGAUUUUCUUUGCA